This is a messenger RNA of Rotaria sp. Silwood2, 465 nucleotides long. NCBI's taxonomy places the organism in Eukaryota, Metazoa, Rotifera, Eurotatoria, Philodinida, Philodinidae. The record is from the annotation of a GenBank genome assembly.
AUGUUGGAUAACUCCGCCAUUAGGACAUUUUCCGAACAAACUCAACAACUCUUUGAAAUAAUUGGCCCUAAGGCUGCCGACUUUGUCAAACAAAAAGCUGAUACUGAAAUUCUUCUGAAAAAUCAAUAUAAAACACAAGAAGAAUUCGCCACCGAACUAGCUCAUUUGCAAGGAGAAUUCGAACGUUUCAGCCAUCUGAUACACGCCACUGACAAACAAAUAAGUGGAACGGAGAAAGCAUUGGAAGAUGCAAAGCGUCGAACUGAAGAGAUGGCCACUCUCAAUGCAGAAGUCGAGCGAACAAUAACAUCUAUUCCAACUUCUAUUCCACAAAUUGUCUAUACGACAACUCACAAUAGUAGUGGAUGGUGGCUCUGGGGAAAAUCCUCUUCUACCACAGUAGCAAAUACCAUAAUGGUACAUGAUCAAGCUAUUCAUUUUUCAUCGCUUUUCAUUCUUGGAUAG